GCAUCUACAGCUAAUCCAUUUAUCCAUCUCCAUGUUUAAAUCCAUUUCGACUCCCUUCUGUUGUAAUUUCCUAAAGACAAAAGUUGUAUUUUUAAUAGAUUCGCACUUAAACGACGACAAAAUGGCACUCGAGUCAAAGGCGCUGCAUUUCAAGUCCAAGUUUAUUACUGCCGAGCUGGCUUGUCUCUUCAGCCAGUCGGACAGCGAGGAUGACUUUGAAGGCUUCAGUGAGGACGAUGAUGAAGUGGACAGAAGACGUUUUAAUAGGCAAUUCAAGACCAAGAUGGUGGAGGCAGAGGAUGAAAGCGAUCUGGACACAGGCUUCUAUUCUGAUGGGGAGGAGACACCAGCACCUAAGAGAAGUAGAAGUCUCCGAGUAGCACUCAGAUUUCCAGUCAAACAGUCUCCCACCCCCAAAAAGGAGCCACAAGCAAAAAGCCUCAGAAAGCCGGUUAAAGAAACCGUGGCACAGAAGGUGCGGCAGAGGAUGACAAAGCAGGAGGAUAAACAAAGAGAAGUGAAGACAGAGAAGGCGAAGGGAGAAGAUGAGGCUGUGUGCCAAAGCCUAAGCAAGCGGGACAAAAACAUCCGGGAAAACAAAGCCAUGCUGGCCAAGCUUUUUGCUGAUCUCACCACUAUGGCGGACCUGACUUUGCCUGACACCCCUCAAAAGAAGAAGUGCUCACCGGUGAAAACAACGCCGCGCAAACGCAAAAUAGAACAGAACACAGGGUCUGAAAGGAGAAACCCGUCUCGGAAAGCCCGCCCUCCUGAGAACUUUGCUGUGGACCAAGUGUGUGAGCCCAGUAGCGGCCCCAAGGCUGUCGACAUCAGGAGACUGAUAGAGGUGGAUGAGGAAAGUGCUGGUAACAUGCCAAAGAAGAAGAAGAGGAGGAGCCACCGACGCAGUCAGUUCGAGUUCAAGUCGGUUGAUGACAUCUCCAAAGAUGACUUGGACAACAUAGCGUAUCGCAGCAAAGAUAAGAUCUGGGACAAGGACAAUGGAAGCUCGUGUCACCAGUGCAGACAGAAAACGCUCGACACAAAGACAGUGUGCCGCAGUGGGUUCUGUUCUGCAGGCAAAGGCCAGUUUUGUGGGCCAUGUCUGAAGAACCGCUAUGGUGAGGAUGUGCGCACCGUAUUGCUUGACCCGAAAUGGUCGUGUCCCAUAUGCAGAGGAAUGUGUAACUGCAGCCUGUGUCGAAAGAAAGAAGGGCGCUGUGCAACUGGGAUUUUGGUCGGGCUGGCCCGCUACAAUGGCCACGACAACGUCCACGAGUAUCUGGAGAGAAUUCAGAAGGAGCUACUGUAAAGUCUUUGAAGACUCUCCUCAAGCAGAUGAUACACUUCAAAGUACUGUAGAAUUUAAAUAAAGAGAGGUAAAGACCCAAAGGUUUGUUCUUUUACACAAACGCUAUUAGCUAACGAGAUUUACGCUAUUGUCCUUGUAUAAAACAAACACUGCAUCACUAUAAGUAGUUUUGUGUGUGUGUCGAUUUUCAACUUUGCAUUUUUCAUUUGUUUUCCUUUGGAGUGUUUUUUUUUCCUCACCAUAACAAUCAAGAACUAGCAAAAAAAUGUAAAUGACUUUUUUACCAUUAUACAGUGGUGCCUCAAUUUAGAAGUUUAAUUCUUUCCGUGACUGCUUGUAACUCAAAACACUCAAAUCAUCUUUUUCCAUGAAACACCCACAAAAAAAAAAGAAAAAAACUGCACUCUACAAAAACAUAGAGUAAAAACAUUCAUUAGUGUAAUAAAUUCAAGGUAGUGUUCAUCAAAAUGGUUUAAUUAAUUGUGCAGGUCCUUCUACGUAGUCUGCGUGUUUUGUCCACCAAUGGAUAGAAGAAUACAGUCCUGACAUAUAGUUACACGAUAAAUAGCCUGUCAAGACAGCUCAAUUAGCUGCUAUUACUAGUUGAUUUUCAUAGCGGAUGAGAAAUAUAUGCUUGUACCACCAGUCAAAGAUUAAAAUCAUCUGAGCUAAGACUUAUAUCUCGAAAAACUAUUAAGUCAAGUCACUUGUAUGUCAAGGUAUCACUACAACAGUUUUUUUUUUGUCAUUUCAAUGUAAUAUAGUCCUAAUAAAGACAAAUUUU
Syngnathus acus (greater pipefish) is the source of this 2096-nucleotide messenger RNA. RefSeq names its product cell division cycle associated 7b (gene cdca7b). The transcript has 10 exons. The record is from RefSeq and is a predicted model, not a curated record. Bases 32 to 1312 code for a protein of 426 amino acids. Gene Ontology annotation, cellular component: nucleus. Gene Ontology annotation, biological process: regulation of DNA-templated transcription. Lineage: Eukaryota; Metazoa; Chordata; Actinopteri; Syngnathiformes; Syngnathidae.